This is a messenger RNA of Striga asiatica, 645 nucleotides long. The record is from the annotation of a GenBank genome assembly. NCBI's taxonomy places the organism in Eukaryota, Viridiplantae, Streptophyta, Magnoliopsida, Lamiales, Orobanchaceae.
AUGUUCAACCGCGUCUUAAUCUCGGCAGAUGAAGCAAGAGUCUUGUGCCUUUUCGGCAUGGGGCCAUUGGCUGGGUCACAUGAUACAGAAGCAGGAGGACAGGAGGAUAGGGAUAAGCAACUAAUUGCCGUUGGAGGAAGUGAGAAAAGAUCUCCAUGGAAUGGCACAGGAGGCACAGUAGGGGUCAGUGAAUCUCCAACAAGUGCAGGUCAAAGACAACUACACUUAUCAGAACCACUGAAAAGUAACAAGGUGGAUAGGAAUGCAGAAGCAAUGCUAAUUGAGUCAGCAAGCAGACCUGGGAAUCAGGAUAAUGGUGGAUUGGAGUUGGUGGUUGUACAUCCCACACCAAAAGGGAAAAAUCCAAAGCUAUGGAAGAGGAUACCUAAUGAAGGGAGAUUACAGAGGCAACCAAGCAGAGUGCAAAAUAUGAGAACUAGUGGAGAAGAACUGAUAGAAGAAGGGGAAGAUAGAAGCGGGAUGAUGGUUUUCAGUGCAAAAUUGACUGCCUCUAGCAGAUUGUUGUUUGUCUUCUAUCUCUUUUGGGUUGUGUGUGUUUUCGCUCGGGUGAUACCUGUGGGUAAUAUCGAUGAAGCUACCACAAAAGCUAUGAACUUAGAAAUGGAGGGCAGUUUGAAGAAAUGA